AUGGAUCCUUCGGAGAAGAAGAUCUCGGUGUGGAUCUGCCAGGAGGAGAAGCUGGUGUCUGGUCUCUCUCGCCGCACCACCUGCUCGGACGUGGUGCGGGUGCUGUUGGAGGACGGCUGCCGGCGGCGACGGAGGCAGCGGCGGGGCCGGUGGCGGGGGGCGGCCGGCGACUCGCCAGACCGGGAGGAGCUGCGGGAGCUCCUGGACGAGGACGACGGGGACGACGACGAGGCGCUGCCGCAAGGCAUGCUGUGCGGGCCCCCGCAGUGCUAUUGCAUCGUGGAGAAGUGGCGGGGCUUUGAGCGCAUCCUGCCGAACAAGACGCGCAUCUUGCGCCUCUGGGCCGCCUGGGGCGACGAGCAAGAGAAUGUGCGCUUCGUGCUGGUGCGCAGCGAGGCGUCACUACCCAACGCGGGCCCCCGCAGCGCCGAGGCGCGCGUCGUGCUCAGUCGCGAGCGCCCCUGCUCGGCCCGGGCGGUCCCGGCGCGGCCCAGCCUGGCGCUGACCCAGGAGAAGCAGCGGCGAGUGGUGCGCAAGGCCUUCCGCAAGCUGGCCAAGCUCAACCGGCGGCGCCAGCAGCAGCCGUCGUCGCCCUGUUCGUCCGCUUCGUCGUCCACCGCCUCGUCGUGUUCGUCUUCGCCGCGGGCCACGGAGAGCGCAGCCGUGGAGCGCAUGGAGACGCUGGUGCAUUUGGUGCUCUCACAGGACCACACCAUCCGUCAACAGGUGCAGCGGCUCCGGGAGCUGGAUCGCGAGAUCGAUCGCUAUGAGGCCAAGGUGCACCUGGACCGCGUGCAGCGACACGGAGUCAACUACGUGCAGGACACUUACUUGGUGGGCGCCGGCAUCGAGGUCGACGGGCCCAGCCCGGGAGAGGAGCCGGAGGCGGCUGCGGCUCCCCUGGACGGCGAGGCGCAGGCGACCGCGCUGGAGGAGCUGGCCAGGCGGUGCGACGACCUGCUGCGCCUGCAGGAGCAGCGAGCCCAGCAGGAGGAGUUGCUCGAGCGCCUCUCAGCCGAGAUUCAGGAGGAGCUGAACCAGAGGUGGAUGCGGAGGCGCCAGGAGGAGCUCGCGGCGCAGGAGGAGCCCCUGGAGCCUGACGGCGGCCUCGACGGCGAGCUGCUGCUGGAGCAGGAGCGGGUCAGGACGCAGCUCAGCACCAGCCUCUACAUCGGGCUCCGGCUCAACACGGACCUGGAGGCCGUCAAGUCGGAUUUGGAUUACAGCCAGCAGCAGUGGGACAGCAAGGAGCGCGAGCUGCAGGGCCUUCUCCAGACUUUGCACACGAUGGAGCUGACGGUGGCGCCCGAUGGGACUCUCGGCUCUGGCGGACACUCCCGGGAGCCCCGGCCCCAGGGCUGCGCCGAGGUGUGGGUGGAUCAGGCCCGCGGACUGGCCAAAAGCUGUCCUGGCAACGACGAGGACUCGGAUACCGGGCUGAGCUCUAUGCACAGCCAGGACUCGGACUCGGUGCCUGUGUGCGAAUCUCUUGUGUAA
Messenger RNA from Callorhinus ursinus (northern fur seal), 1497 nucleotides. NCBI's taxonomy places the organism in Eukaryota, Metazoa, Chordata, Mammalia, Carnivora, Otariidae. The record is from RefSeq and is a predicted model, not a curated record.